This is a messenger RNA of Aphis gossypii (cotton aphid), 1755 nucleotides long. RefSeq names its product 52 kDa repressor of the inhibitor of the protein kinase-like. Gene Ontology annotation, molecular function: protein dimerization activity. Lineage: Eukaryota; Metazoa; Arthropoda; Insecta; Hemiptera; Aphididae. The transcript has 11 exons. The record is from RefSeq and is a predicted model, not a curated record. Bases 1 to 1755 code for a protein of 584 amino acids.
AUGAAACCAACCAAAAUAACAAAGUUUUUUUUUAAAUCAUCAGUGUCUGAUUCAGUUCAUCAACCAAAAGAAAAUGAUCAUAAUAAUAUUAAACAUGAUGUUCAGACAGAAAAUGUUGAUGUUGAUGGUUGUGAUAAUGUAAAAAAACAUGUUUCUGAAACUUAUGAAAGUAAUGAUAUUUCUUUGUUUUCAAAUUUGAACCGUUCUCUGACAGAUGCUGAAAAAAUAUUGUUGACUAAAAAGCUUGGGCAGCUUGUUAUUAAACCAUUUGUCAACUUUAAACAUGCACAAGAAGUAUUUCGUACUCAUGCCAUAUGUGAAUAUCAUCUAAAAUCAGUAAUAGACGCUGAGAGUUUUUUGAAUAUAUUUGAGAAGAAGGAAAUUCCUUUAAUAAAACAAAUUGAUAGUGAACGUGCUAAGCAAGUACAAGAAAAUAGAAAGCGACUUAUUCCAAUAAUACAGUGCGUUAUUUUAUGUGGCCGUGAAAAAAUACCUUUAAGAGGACACCGUGAUUUUGGAUCAUUUAAUAUUAAAGAUGAACAAAGUAAUGAAGGUAACUUUCGAGCUAUCCUUAAAUAUCGAGCAAAAGGAGAUGAUUAUCUGAAAUCAGUACUUGAAGGUCCAGGUAAACGAAACAAAUACACCAGUCCUGGUAUACAAAAUCAGAUAAUUGAAGCUUGUUUGAGUGAUUGUGGAGCAAAUUCCGAGUUUAUGUAUGGACAAGGCUAUGACGGAGCUAGCAAUAUGGCUGGGCAAUUUAAAGGUGUUCAAAAAAUUAUAAGAGAUAAAUACCCUAACGCUCUAUACGUACACUGUUCAGCGCAUUCCCUGAACUUAGCAGAUUCAUCUUCUAUCAAUUUAAAACUAAUUAGAAACUACUGUGCAACAAGGUGGAUUCAGCGUUAUGAAGCACUAAAUGAUUUCUGUGAACUAAUAUUCUAUGUUUAUAAAGCUCUAAACUUCAUAUCUAUUGAAUGGAAAGAUUCAUCUUCCACUGAUGCCAAUAUGUUUUUGAAAUGUAUUCAAGAUUCAGAGUUCUUGGUUUCCCUUUAUGUUACAAAGGUAUUGUUUUCAUAUGGCUUGCCAGUAUGCAAACAACUUCAAAAAGAGAGAAUAGAUUUGAAGAAAACGGUUGAUAUUGUGGAAAACUUAAUACAAUCAUUAAUGAAUGUAAGAGAAGAUGCUGAAAAUGAGUUUAAGAGAAUAAUUGAUGAAGCUCAGACAAUGGCUGAAUUAAUUGGAACAUCAAUCUCUAGAAAAAGGAUUACAUCAAAGCAAAUAAAUCGAGCAAAUCCUCAAAAUUUAAAGUCUACUGAGGAAUAUUAUCGAGUAACUGUGUUUUUGCCAUACAUUGAUAAUUUCAUUUCUCAACUGACCGAUAGAUUUGUGAAUCAUAAAAACGUUUUAAGAGGAUUUGAGUGCCUAUUUCAUUCAGAAUUUUCUGAUGAAGACAGAAAUGAAUUUCAGCACCUAAUUAAAUUAUAUUCUCCUGCAAUUGAUAGACACAAUGUUCUUGCAGAAUUAAAGAUGUGGAAAUUAAAACUAGCCUCCAGUAAUAAUAAAAUUACUAAAAUUGGGAUAGAAGCGUUUCUUAACUGUGAUAAAGAAAUUUAUCCAAAUAUCAAACUUCUGUUAAAAAUAUUUGUUACAUUUCCUGUAUCGACUGCAACUCCUGAAAGGAGUUUUUCUAGUUUAAAGAGACUUAAAACUCAUCUACGGAAUACAAUGAAUGAGGUAAGAACGUUAGACAUUUAG